GGACAGAGAUGAGUUCUCCAUCUCACCAAGAGAGAAAAGACAAAGUGGAUCUAAAAUUAAUGUGUGAAGUUUCCAGCCCCCUCCAUCCAAAGCUCAGAGACUGAACAGACAAGAUCAUCUGGCUUCCCCGUGAUGCUCAUGCUUUGCUAAGUACUGGUGGCCAUCGAAGUUUUUGCAUCCUGGGGACGAAUCCUGAGCUUACCAGAGACGGACGGCGCAAGCAGGUCCGGGCUCUGGUUCCCUGUGAGAAGCCGCUGCGGCCCGCCGAGAUGUCCCGGCACCAGAGCCGCUUCGAAAGAGAUUACCGCGCGGGCUGGGACCGCCGUGAGUGGAGUGUCAAUGGGACCCAUGGGACCACCAGCAUCUGCAGCGUCACUGCGGGGGCUGGUGGUGGCACAGCCAGCGGUCUCAGUGCACGGCCAGGCCUCCUGCCACUUCCAGUGGUGCCCUCUCGACUGCCCACACCAGCCACGGCCCCCGCUCCCUGUACCACCGGCAGCAGUGAGGCCAUCACCAGCCUCGUGGCCAGCUCUGCCUCUGCAGUCACCACCAAGGCUCCUGGCAUCUCCAAAGCGGACAAUCAGUCCCAGGGACUUACAACCAGCAUCCGGUGGGGGCAGACACCCAUCAAUCAGUCCACGCCCUGGGACACUGAUGAGCCACCUUCCAAACAGAUGAGGGAGAGUGACAAUCCAGGCACAGGGCCAUGGGUGACCACGGUGGCCGCCGGGAACCAGUCUGCCCUGAUCGCACACUCCUAUGGAGUGGCCCAGCCUCCCACCUUCAGCCCGGCUGUGAACGUCCAGGCCCCAGUCAUCGGGGUGACCCCCUCACUGCCUCCCCACGUGGGGCCCCAGCUCCCGCUGAUGCCAGGCCACUACUCACUCCCACAGCCGCCCUCCCAGCCACUGAGCAGUGUGGUGGUGAACAUGCCUGCCCAAGCCCUGUAUGCCAGCCCUCAACCCUUGGCCAUGUCCACCCUGCCUGGUGUAGGGCAGGUGGCCCGCCCAGGACCCACCGCUGUGGGCAACGGCCACAUGGCAGGUCCCCUGCUGCCUCCACCACCUCCGGCCCAGCUGUCUGCCACUCUCCCCAGCAAUGCCCCUGCCACUAAUGGGCCCCCCACCACAGACUCGGCCCACGGGCUACAGAUGCUGCGGACGAUUGGCGUGGGGAAGUAUGAAUUCACCGACCCAGGGCACCCCAAAGAAAUGUUGAAGGAAUUGAACCAGCAGCGCAGAGCGAAAGCGUUUACAGACCUGAAAAUUGUUGUUGAAGGCAGAGAGUUUGAAGUCCACCAAAAUGUUCUAGCUUCCUGCAGCUUGUAUUUCAAGGACCUGAUUCAAAGGUCUGCUCAGGAUGGCAGCCGGAGCGGUCGGGAGAAGUUGGAGCUGGUGCUGCCCAACCUGCAGGCGGACGUGCUCGAGCUGCUGCUGGAGUUCGUCUACACUGGCUCGCUGGUCAUCGACUCGGCCAACGCCAAGACUCUGCUGGAGGCUGCCAGCAAGUUCCAGUUCCACACCUUCUGCAAAGUCUGUGUGUCCUUUCUUGAGAAGCAGUUGACCGCCAGCAACUGCCUGGGUGUGCUGGCCAUGGCUGAGGCUAUGCAGUGCAGUGAGCUAUACCACAUGGCCAAGGCCUUCGCGCUGCAGAUCUUCCCUGAAGUGGCAGCUCAGGAGGAGAUCCUCAGCAUCUCCAAGGAUGACUUCAUUGCCUACGUCUCCAAUGACAGCCUCAACACCAAGGCCGAGGAGCUGGUAUAUGAGACAGUCAUCAAGUGGAUCAAGAAGGACCCUGCAUCACGUGCACAGUAUGCACCUGAGCUCCUGGCUGUCGUCCGCCUCCCCUUCAUCCACCCCAGCUACCUGCUCAAUGUGGUGGACAAUGAGGAGCUGAUCAAGUCUUCAGAAGCAUGUCGAGACCUGGUAAACGAAGCCAAACGCUACCACAUGCUGCCCCACGCCCGCCAGGAGAUGCAGACACCGCGAACCCGGCCCCGCCUCUCCGCAGGUGUGGCCGAGGUCAUCGUUUUGGUUGGGGGCCGUCAGAUGGUGGGGAUGACCCAGCGCUCACUGGUGGCUGUCACCUGCUGGAACCCGCAGAACAACAAGUGGUACCCCUUGGCCUCGCUGCCUUUCUAUGACCGCGAGUUCUUCAGUGUAGUGAGUGCCGGGGACAACAUCUACCUCUCAGGUGGGAUGGAAUCAGGAGUGACGCUGGCUGAUGUCUGGUGCUACAUGUCCCUGUUGGAUAACUGGAACCUGGUCUCCAGGAUGACAGUCCCUCGCUGUCGCCAUAAUAGCCUCGUCUAUGAUGGAAAAAUUUACACCCUUGGGGGACUUGGUGUGGCAGGAAAUGUGGACCAUGUGGAGAGAUACGACACUAUCACCAACCAAUGGGAGGCAGUGGCCCCACUGCCCAAAGCAGUGCACUCCGCAGCAGCUACUGUAUGUGGAGGCAAGAUCUACGUGUUUGGUGGAGUGAACGAAGCAGGCCGAGCUGCAGGUGUCCUCCAGUCUUACGUGCCACAGACCAAUACGUGGAGCUUCAUCGAGUCCCCAAUGAUUGACAACAAGUAUGCACCCGCUGUCACACUCAAUGGCUUUGUGUUCAUCCUGGGAGGAGCUUAUGCCAGAGCCACCACUAUCUAUGACCCAGAAAAAGGCAACAUCAAGGCAGGCCCAAACAUGAACCACUCUCGCCAGUUCUGCAGUGCCGUGGUGCUCGAUGGCAAGAUUUAUGCAACCGGAGGCAUUGUGAGCAGUGAGGGGCCGGCCCUGGGCAACAUGGAAGCCUAUGAGCCCACUACCAACACGUGGACGCUCCUACCCCACAUGCCCUGCCCUGUUUUCAGACACGGAUGUGUUGUGAUAAAGAAAUAUAUUCAAAGCGGCUGACAUCAACAGAAUCCCACGCCAAGACUGUGGACAAGUCUGGUGAGGCAAAUGCUACACACAAUGGUAUUCUUUCAGUGACACCAAUAAGAGGCCCACAAAACACAAUCAAGGAACUCACUGCGCUAAACAUUUCAAAUAUUCUCUACGUUGAAUGUAGAAAAACCAUCCUCACCUUUGGGUGAAGCAGGGCCCAGCGCUGCUGGCAGCAGGAACCUGAAACAUGCCAUGCCAGGCCUCGCUGGCCAGUGGAUGUGCCUACUCUGAAUGGGGCACUCGCUCUGCCCGGUGCAAUAGUUUCACAUAUUUUUCAACUGGGAGAGGAGCUGUUUUUUCCUUCUUGCAGAGCAAGCUUGAUCCCCAAACCACCAUAGAUCACUUGUCUUACAACAAUAUUAGGCAUCAGGCUCUUUUGGAAUAAGAUCAAAGUGUCCUUAUCACUUUGAUUCCUACUUUUUUAAAAACUCAAUCUACACUUUCAAGUGGCCAAGAGAAAAUGAGGGACAGGACUGUGCAGCGCAGCCUGGGGGGCUGCUGGUCCCCGCGGGACAGAGCCAGGGGGCAGCGCAGAGGUCACUGGAGAAAGCAGUCUGUCCUUCAUGGGCUCUUCUACCACAAUUUUGCUGCAGAAGGACAAGGAUGUGCUAGCUUUCUCUUACCCACUACGAAUUAUUUAGAUUCCCAAGGCAUUUUCUUGAUACACAGAAGGCUAUUUUUAAGUACUGAGAGGAGGAGAGGCCACAAGAGGAAUGAUGAUGUGGGGAUUCCCAAAGCUCUUCGUAGGUAGUGCCAGAGAGGGGCACUUGCUCUCAUUUUUCUAUGUGCAGAACAGAGGAUCUCUCCUGGCGUGGGUCAUGCCCCCACUUUAUUUUUGGAAAAAGUAACUCCCAAAUAUCCCCAUAAGACUGUGCCUCAUGGAGGCAUCACCAGAGGAAGGGUCUAGUCUUCUAGUGGACACAGUUCUGGCUUCUGACACCAGUCCAGCUCCCUCCAUGAGGUAAAGCUGAGGACCUAGAUCAGAAGGGACCGGGGGAGGGAGGGAGGGAGGGAGAAGAAAUGUCUACAAAGCACAGGAGACUAUUUUUGAUAUUUAUAGCUAUAUAUUCAAGGCACCUGCCACAAGAGCUCUCAGGAUGGGGACAGCCUUUUUAGACGAGCCAUGACAGCCACGGCCUGAGGAGCAUGAGCAGAAUCACUCUUCUUGUCACGUACUGACCUGAGAAAAGGGAAAGCAGGAGGGAGGUCAUGCCGAGGCUCAAAAGAGAAAGGCCUUCCCAGUAGUCCUUAGACCCUCAAACCUCACCCGGCCAUCAGUUCCCAUUCCAGGGCAGGAAGAAGGCCACCACCACAGCGCUGUUCAGUUGAAGUUGGUACCAAAUACACAUUUACCAUUUUUCUACCUGGGAAGCCAGCUCACCAUCAUUUCAUGAUAAGAACCAUUUAUAAGGAGAAAGAGGACACGCUUUUCAUCAUUCAGUAUUUGAUGACACAAAAUUCCAAUUCUAAUGUUGGGCAUCAACUUCUAGCACUACAAGUGUGGCUCCCACUUGGACAAGAUACCGAGCUUCGUUAUGCAGUUUUUAAUAUUAUUUAUUAUUUUAAAAAGUAAUAAGCACAAAACUACAUACAUUGUAUGUCAUUUAAAGUAUUUAUGUCAAAACAGGGUGCAAGUGUGAACCCAAGGACUGGAGCACAAAUUUCUAACUGCCUGGGGCAGGGCGAAUGUGAGCAUUGGUGUGCGUCUGCCUCCAAGGGAGGUGCUAGUGGUCAACGAGACUCCACACAGAUGACACUGAAAUUCCGUUUCUCUCCUCAUCUAUCACACUGGAGCAAAACUGGCUAUUUCUGUGAAUGAUAUAAAACAGGGUUCUCUGUAAUGGUAUUGUACAUAGUAUAUGUUUACUGUUAAGUUCUUGUUAUAUUAUAAUAAAUAUAUUUAUAGAUCUA
Molecule: messenger RNA, 4841 nt
Organism: Jaculus jaculus (lesser Egyptian jerboa)
Lineage: Eukaryota; Metazoa; Chordata; Mammalia; Rodentia; Dipodidae
Gene: Klhl29
Product: kelch like family member 29
Exons: 14
Coding region: 270-2897 (875 amino acids)
Molecular function (GO): protein binding
Source: RefSeq, a predicted model, not a curated record